AUGUUGCACUCCCCUACGCCCGUCCGCGCUGCGCCCUCAAACUCGGUGCCCUUCCCCUCUGCACCGACUCUGCAGAGGCAGAACACGGCACCAAUCGUGCUCGAUGUGGAGAAUCUGGGAUACUCGUACACGGAUGCAUACGCUACGCUUCGGGUCGGACGCCAAGAGCGUCCUCAUAGCCGCAACGCUCGCCGCUCACCAGCACCCUCGACAUGGAGCUAUCGAUAUGGAUCUCUCUCGCAGAAAUUAUCGCCCGUAGUAGAGGAGGGAUCGGAUGGCCGCGUCCCACGUCGAUCUUCGUCAUUCCGCACGCGCGCACGCGCGAGCGCGGCAUCCACUUCCCGCGCACGUCAUCACAAUACACGCACUCGACGCGCGCGGCCGCAUUCCGUCGCGCAGUCCGUACUUGCCGACGAUGCGCUUUUGGAGGAAGUCACCUACGCGUACUUCAGUAUGCAGCCCUCGGCGGAACGUGAGGCGCGCAAGGAGGAAGCUAUGCAUAAAGCCAAGGAGUCGAAGCGGCGUGGGCCAUUUAGGAGAGUCAAGAGCGUCGCCGGGGCCACGGUCCGUGCUGUGGCCGCGGCGUGCAACAGUAUACCGCCGUCCACGAGACGUUACUGGAAACACGAUCCAGCGCGUUGA
Molecule: messenger RNA, 642 nt
Organism: Peniophora sp. CBMAI 1063
Lineage: Eukaryota; Fungi; Basidiomycota; Agaricomycetes; Russulales; Peniophoraceae
Source: the annotation of a GenBank genome assembly